AUGUUGUUUCGCUCCGUCAUGGCGGCGGCGGCGGCGGCAGCACUUCAUGUCGCCCUCGGCCAGGAGCUCAUGCGGUUCGGGUGCUCGCAGCUCGUCGUGGACCGGCUGGACCCGCUGGUCAACCCGGGCCAGCGUCCCUCGCCGCACAUGCACCAGAUCGUGGGCGGCAACUCGUUCAACGCGUCGAUGCCGGCGGGCGAGUUCGACCCGGCCGGGCUGUCGACGUGCACGAGCUGCACCUACUCGGAGGACUUUUCCAACUACUGGACGGCCAACGUCUACUUCCGGGCGAGGAACGGGAGCUUCAAGCGGGUGCCUCAGGUCGGCAACCUCGGGCUCAACAUCAAGGGCGGCAUCACCGUCUACUACAUCCGCGGCUACCAGGCUUCGGCCAGGGUCACGGCCUUCAAGCCGGGCUUCCGCAUGCUGGUCGGCGACCCGCUCAACAAGAAGGCGGCCACCCAGCAGCGCCAGCUGUGCUUCCGCUGCGAGGCCAACAUGCAGCAGUCCCCCUUUGGCGGCGCGCCCUGCACCGGCGCCGACACCCAGGAGUUCCCCAAGCAGCCCUGCGGCGGCGGCUGGCGCGUGUCGGUGCACUUCCCCAGCUGCUGGGACGGCAGGAACGUCGACAGCCCGGACCACAAGAGUCACGUCGCCUACCCGCAGCAGGGCACCUUCGAGAGCGGCGGCGCCUGCCCCUCCACCCACCCCGUCCGGAUCCCGCAGCUCAUGUACGAGGUCAUGUUCGACACGCGCCAGUUCAACGACAGGUCGCUGUGGCCGACCGACGGCAGCCAGCCCUUCUUCUGGAGCAACGGCGAGCGGACGGGGCUCGGCAACCACGGCGACUACAUCUUUGGCUGGAAGGGCGACGCCCUGCAGCGGGCCAUGGACUCCAAGUGCGCCAACGAUCGCUGCCCGGCCCUGCAGCGCCAGACCGAUCAGCAGGCCCAGGCUUGCACCAAGGAGAGGGCCGUCAAGGAGGAAGUCGGCGACGUGUGGCUGCAGGAUAUUCCGGGCCAGACGGCCGAGAACUACUUGUGA
Messenger RNA from Pyricularia pennisetigena, 1044 nucleotides. RefSeq lists its product as uncharacterized. NCBI's taxonomy places the organism in Eukaryota, Fungi, Ascomycota, Sordariomycetes, Magnaporthales, Pyriculariaceae. The coding region runs from base 1 to 1044 and encodes 347 amino acids. The transcript has a single exon. The record is from RefSeq and is a predicted model, not a curated record.